Molecule: messenger RNA, 528 nt
Organism: Cyanistes caeruleus (blue tit)
Lineage: Eukaryota; Metazoa; Chordata; Aves; Passeriformes; Paridae
Source: RefSeq, a predicted model, not a curated record
ACUCCUGUGGCCCCCGGGCUGGGCUGGGCUGUGCCAAAUUUCCGGGUGUUGUUUCCAAGGCCGUGGUCCCCUCCUGGCAGAGGGUCUGGCACUGUUCUGUCAGAGCCCUGGAGAUCCCAGUGGGUGGGAGCACCCCAGCAGGGCAGGGUUCGGGGGGUGCUGCGCUGCACGGGGGGGUCACUGGUCCCAUGUCCUCUUCUCCUGGAGGUGACGGAGCACGGGAAGGCGGCCAUGGGUGACCUCCGGCCUGGGGAUGUCAUUGUCACCAUCAAUGGGGAGAGCACGGCCGAGAUGCUCAACGUGGAGGCACAGAACAAGAUCAAGCAGAGCCCCGGGCAGCUCCGGCUGGAGGUGGAGAGGUCCCCGGUGCCAUCUCCCAGCCACACCAACGGGGACACCUCCCCUGAGAGGUUGGCCACACGCUUCCAGGACAUGCUGCAGAUGCAGAGUGAGAGCCAAGGUACCCUGAGAACCCUCGAUCCCGGCCUGGCAUCCCUCACCCACCCACCGGGCAGUGCCAGCUCACAA